Molecule: messenger RNA, 2106 nt
Organism: Sclerotinia borealis F-4128
Lineage: Eukaryota; Fungi; Ascomycota; Leotiomycetes; Helotiales; Sclerotiniaceae
Source: the annotation of a GenBank genome assembly
AUGGACCUAACAUCCCGCAUAACGAAGACCAUAUCAUGGUCAACCCAUCAGGCCAUCGCCAAUCCAUCACCACCUUUUCGUAGGCAAGCCCCUCCCACAGAUUGUUCUCAGGCAGAACAAAGCGCAUCGCGGGUUUCCCAACAAGCCUCACAAUCCAUCCAGCAAGCCAAACAAUCGGCAUCACAAGCAGUCCAACAAGCAUCCCAAUCGGCUUCGAAUUCCAUCCAGCAAGCCAAUAAUAGUGCUAGUCAAUUGAUAGCUGCUGCUUCUCGAAGCUCUUCAAGUGUAGUGAGUAGUGCGAGUUCGGCAAUGCAGAGUAUACAAGCGUCGGCUAGCUCGGCGGUGGCGAGGGCAAAUGGGGCAAUGCAGAGUGCGCAGUUUACGGCGAGCUUGUUGCAGCAAGAAGUUUCGAAGGCGGAAACCACUGCAGCUGCAGCAAAUCGACACACUGAAGAAUCACAAAAUGCCGCCAUUACCGCGACACAAGCUGCUUUAGCGAUAAUAGGAAGCAUCAUCGCUUCAACUCUACUGACCAUGCUAGUUUUCUGGUGCAUCAUAAGAUACAGGAAGAAGAAAUUGGAAGAACGGAGGACAGACAGAAAUGAGAGACAUGAUGAAUACAAUGUCGACGAAAAACCACCUGUCCCGAGAAUACAUGAAGGUGAACGAGAAGACUCACGGAGGGAUAUGUUAGGGCCACAACGUAUGAAAUCGACCGCCACGGUUUCUUCACUAAGCUCGUCUGAUUCAUAUGCCAAAGUAAUGCACGAUGGACAAGACGGAUAUGAGAAGGAACCGACGAUGAAAGAAACAUAUUUAGAGUGGAAUCCCAAAGAUCCUCCCAAAGCACCAACUCUCAGUUCUUGGUUACAGGUUGGGGUCAAAGAUGGGGUGUCACCUUUCGCCAGUGGUCCAAUCAAUUUACCGAUAUCUGGGGACAACGACGGAAAAGGACCAUUGGACGGACAGCUGAGAUCACCGCUCAGUACAAAUCGAAUGAGAAGUCCGAGGAUACCAAUUAACAUUUCUUCGCCUGCUGUCAUAUCAACAAUACCAGACAACAAACAGAGUAUAUACAUUCAAUACGACCAAGACAUAAGCAAGAAAUCAAGAAACGAGACUCAGCCAACAGCAGACACCGAAAAAGAAAGUAUAUGGACGAACGACACACGAAGCUCAACCUUGCGCUCCGAAUCCGCACUCGAACACCAAGGAUUCAAAAUGGUCUUUCCACAACCCACACAGCCCAUACGCCAAACGGCAGAAUGGUUCAUGGAACAACAACAAGAGCAACAGCAAAACGAAAUCCCAAAAACACCAACACAAAACCAACAUUAUAUCCGAGAGAGUCUACUCACAGACACGGAUUCUCCAUCGACGACAAAAAUGUCGAGGAUUAACAUGAAUGCGCAGCCCAAAACACCGAAACUUGGGGUCGGGGUUAGUAUUAAAAGUAUGAAGGGGGAGGUGCAUUAUGUGAAUUCGGUUAGGAGCGCGAAGAGUUUGAAGGGUUUGAAAAGCGCUGUUUCGGGUGCGGGUACCCAGUCUGAGGGAAAGACGGGAAAGACGGGAGGGAGUGCUGAUGAGGGGCGUAGAGGAGAGGAAGUGGAGCGUUCGAGCAUUUCGUUUCGUUUCGUUUCGUCUCGUGAGACGACGUUAGGUAUACAACAGGAUUCUACUUGCGAUCAAGCCGGAAUUGAGAUGCGGUUUGAGGUGCAGAAACCAUCAUCAAAUCGCUCAUCUGCGAAUUGCUUACCCACAAUGGGUAACUGCCUCGUCCGUCUGCAAGCCGAAAUGCUUUCACCCCCUCCAAAUUCCGGGAAUUGGGAGAAUCUCGGUCCUCGAAAAGUUCUUCUGGUUAAUUCGCAACAUGCACAUAUGAGGAGCAAGAGUGGAAAUGGGAUGGGCGGCAGUGCAGAGUGCGAAAAGGGAAUGGGGGUUCCGUUGGGAAGAAGGGAAACACCGAGUGGUAUUGAGGGAUUGACGUUUGAUUAUGCUGGGAGACCUGUUUGGCGAGAUCCGAAAUCAAAGACGAUUGAUUCUGAUGAUAGCGAUGUGACGAAUGGUAAACAUACAGAGGAGAAACGGGGGAAUUUUGGGACCUGA